AUGGCUUCUCGAGAUGGUAAGACCACUUCGCCAGCAAAUACACGAGACACGGUCAUAGCUUGGAAUUCGAACAGGCUAUACCUCGACAGAAACGAUCCCGAGGCUGGGCCGAAGCAUAUUGAGCGAGAGCACAGCUUGGUACGAAUUCACCCAGCCACAGGGUGGAAAGCCUUGUGGGUAAACCGAAGCUUCACCAAGCGCAUUGUCGGUCUCGACCAGGCAGGAAGUGACGUGAUCUUGAAUUACCUUUUCUCCGUACAUGAAGGCAAUAUCGACAUCCAGGUCCGAUUCAAGUGGACCCCACGGACCUCUGCCCUGUGGGACAAUAGAAUCACGAUCCAUAAUGCUAGCUGGGACUACGAAGGUCGCGAGCCACGACAUGGUACGAGGGUGACAUCGCUAGCCGAAGAGCCUUAUUUUGACGCAAGCGCGCCAAGCCGAAGGCAGGCGUUGGGCCUGGAUGGCUGA
Recurvomyces mirabilis is the source of this 468-nucleotide messenger RNA. RefSeq lists its product as uncharacterized. The coding region runs from base 1 to 468 and encodes 155 amino acids. The record is from RefSeq and is a predicted model, not a curated record. Gene Ontology annotation, cellular component: cytoplasm. Lineage: Eukaryota; Fungi; Ascomycota; Dothideomycetes; Mycosphaerellales; Teratosphaeriaceae. Gene Ontology annotation, molecular function: 2-oxoglutarate-dependent dioxygenase activity. The transcript is spliced from 3 exons.